Bipolaris sorokiniana ND90Pr is the source of this 765-nucleotide messenger RNA. RefSeq lists its product as uncharacterized. Bases 34 to 534 code for a protein of 166 amino acids. Gene Ontology annotation, molecular function: DNA binding. The transcript has 2 exons. Gene Ontology annotation, cellular component: nucleus. NCBI's taxonomy places the organism in Eukaryota, Fungi, Ascomycota, Dothideomycetes, Pleosporales, Pleosporaceae. The record is from RefSeq and is a predicted model, not a curated record.
GACAUCUAUAACUUUGACGAGACUGGGUUCGCUAUGGGCGUCGCUGGGACGUCAAAAGUAGUCACAAGCUCUGAAAGAGUUGGUCGGGCAGUCGUCGUACAGCCAGGUAAUCGCGAGUGGGUGACAGUUAUCGAGUGCGUUAAUGCGUCUGGCUGGUCUUUACCACCGUUUGUGAUUCUGUCUGGUAAAACUAUCGGCGUCUCAGAUAACGGCUGGACGACAGACGAGCUUAGUAUAGAGUGGGUAAAGCAUUUCAACCAGUAUACAGCCGCUCGUACGGCUGGAGUCUAUCGUCUUCUUAUCCUGGACGGCCACAGUAGCCAUGCUACGCCAGAGUUCGACCAGUACUGCGCUAAGAACAAGAUUGUCACUCUCUGCAUGCCACCUCAUACCUCUCAUCUUCUCCAGCCGCUUGAUGUAAGCUGCUUCUCACCGCUAAAGCGCGCGUACGGGCGUGAGAUUGAGGAGCUCGCUCGCCAAGGCGUUAACCAUAUUGACAAGAUAGACUUCCUUACAGUCUAUGCACGGAUCUAGCCGACAGUAUUUACUUAACAGAACAUCCAAGCUGGCUUUCGGGCGACUGGGCUUCUCCCUUCUUAUCUAGAUCGUGUCCUAUCGUCGCUUACUGUCGUUAGGACACCAUCUCUACCACAGACAACUAUAGAUAACAACGCUACGAUACAGGUAGAAACACCGCAUACAGUAGCCCAGCUUCAGCAGUAGGCAAAGCUUCUUUAAGAACGACUCCAUCGGGAAUCAUAAAGC